Molecule: messenger RNA, 2266 nt
Organism: Medicago truncatula (barrel medic)
Lineage: Eukaryota; Viridiplantae; Streptophyta; Magnoliopsida; Fabales; Fabaceae
Product: CDT1-like protein a, chloroplastic
Exons: 7
Coding region: 100-2022 (640 amino acids)
Biological process (GO): DNA replication checkpoint signaling; DNA replication preinitiation complex assembly; mitotic cell cycle
Cellular component (GO): nucleus
Molecular function (GO): DNA binding; DNA polymerase binding
Source: RefSeq, a predicted model, not a curated record
UUUCCCGCGCUAUUAAACCCUAAUAAAUAAAAUCCACCCCCAAUUUCUCUCACAUUCACCCAAAAUUCUUCUUCUUCACUCAUUCUCAGAUCCAUAACCAUGAAAACUUCUUCAGAAACUCCUUCACAAUCUUCACACAACACCAGAUCCAAAAAACCCAAUCUUCGUAGCUCAAAAUCUUUAUUCAAAGAUCCAAUUGAACUAACCACAAAAACCCCAGAAAAAUCACUGGAGAAGCCACCACCGAUGCGAACCCGCAAUCGCGGUGUCGCACUUUCGAUAUCGGAUAUUAGAAAAGUUGCUAAGGGUCUUCAAGAUCAGAAAAAACAAAGCAAUGAAACGACAUCGUUGAAGGGGAAAUCUGCUAGAAGGCAAAUCACAUUGGCUUCUCCGCGGAAGAGCAGUGAAUCAUCCAAUCUUCCUGAGAAGUAUGAGAAUUUGGGGGAGUUUUUCGAUAGUUUGGAUAGUUCGAUUAGAUUGUUGCGAUUAAAAGGAUCGAUGACGUCGUUUAAUAAUAUCAGGCCAAAGAUUGAAACUUUAACUGAUAGGAGGUUUACGCAUGCUCAUUUGGCUCAGUUGAAGUUUAUCUUACCCGAAGCGAUUGCUAUUAAGAAGUUGUUGGUGUUUGAUGAGCGAACUAGUUGUAUGAAGCCGGAUCUUCAUGUUAGUAUAAACCCUGAUGCAGUAGAGUUUAAUGCUAAGUUGUUGUCUGAAUCUGGGACUAUGUCUCUGAGGAAGUUGUUUCGUGUGCGGCUUAAUGAGUUUUGGAAAUCCCACCCAGAGGGUGAUGAAGUUCCAGAGGAAAUGCUGCCUGAGCCAUUCAGUCGCCCAAAACAAGAUCCUCUUGUACACAUGAUGAAACCUCCUUCAUCAUUCCCUGCAGUGAAACUAUCUGUUGCACGUGCUUCUAGUGACAUUGCGGAUAAUACAGACCCUGCUAACUCAGAAAGUCAUGUGUCAGUUCCUGCUGAGACAUCAGUUGAAGCUCUUAACCAGAAGCCGGCAGUUGCCUCUCAUAUGCCUCAAUCUUUCAGAAGGCGGUUUUCUCAGAAAUUAAAGGAAAAUGUACAGCCACUUCAGUCUGAUUCAUUCCAACCCUCAGUUGUGCCAGUAUCAGAGUCAAGCUUGAGAAUAAAUUCCACCUCUGAGGUCCCUAAAAUAUCCCCACCCGAGUUCGUUGUAGAAUCAUCCAGUAGUGAAGCACAUCCUGCGAUUCAUGGUUCUUCAGACUGCUUCACACCAUCCAGAGUUACACUAGCUACACCCGAGUUCGUUGUAGAAUCAUCCAGUAGUGAAGCACAUCCUGCGAUUCAUGGUUCUUCAGACUGCUUCACACCAUCCAGAGUUACACUAGCUACACCUAGCAAAACCAUUGAGUAUGCUGAAAGCAAAGAUGGAUCCUUCAAAACCGUUGAUGCUAUGUCAACUCCAGCUAAAUUUGUAUCUACUCCAGCCAGGCUGAUGUCAGCUACACCUGCAUUGAAGCCACCUAAAAGAAGUUUUAUGACCCCAGAUGACAACUCUACCAGCUCGCCGGACAAGUUGGUUAAGCGCCCACCUCGUUCAAGGUCAUUGAAAUUUGACACUCCUAUGAAAAAUGAAAAUGAUGCUGGCGGUUUGUCAAUUGAUGAUGACAUUUUUGAUAUCCUCCCGGAUAAUCUUCUCCAUUCGAUUCAGGAAAAAGAAAGAAUAGCAAUGGAGGAAAGGGAUCCAGCUAUCUCACAAGCUAAGAAGCGGAAGAAAAUUAUUGCCAGCCUCCCUAAGCUCUUUAACAUGAUUCACAUGAUGUUUCAUUCAAUAAACCGUUCUGUUAUCACAAAAGAGGAGCUGAUGAGCAAGAUAAUUUCAAGUCACCGUGAUAUUGUUGAUAGAAGUGAAGUUGAAGAACAGUUGCAUUUGUUGUUAGAAUUAGUUCCUGAAUGGAUUUCUGAGAAGGCGGCCUCCAGUGGAGAUAUGCUAGUCUCCGUAAACAAAAUGUUGAACCCUGAAUCCUUAAGAGCAUCACUUGAAGAAGCAAAAUGAGCAAAGGAGGAGACACAUUGGAGCUUAGAAGUAUAUUGUUCUUUUCUUUUGGGCUGCUUGUAAAUUUUGAAUCUGUUUUCUUUUGACAUUCUGUGUACUUGGUUAAAUCUACUUUCUUAUUGGUAUAUUUAGGAGAGGUAAAUUUUGUAGAUCACCUCGUCUUUUUGGGCAAAUGGUGUAAUCAGAAUACAACUUGACCAUGAAAUUAACUUAGAAUGGACUGGAAAUGUUUCUUGUUGCAGAA